Callorhinchus milii (elephant shark) is the source of this 1095-nucleotide messenger RNA. RefSeq names its product WD repeat-containing protein 38. Gene Ontology annotation, molecular function: protein binding. The record is from RefSeq and is a predicted model, not a curated record. The transcript has 7 exons. The coding region runs from base 40 to 1095 and encodes 351 amino acids. Lineage: Eukaryota; Metazoa; Chordata; Chondrichthyes; Chimaeriformes; Callorhinchidae.
AGGGGGUGCUUUUUUGCCUUAGCGGUGCUUGGCUGAGGGAUGGCGGGUCGUAAGUUGAAGGAGGCUAUCCUGGCGGCACAGGAGCUGGCGAUAGACGAAGUGGCCAAUGAGGAGCAGGAGACCUGGUCACACCUGCACCUCAAACAACGUGUCCUCCUCAGCAAGGACUCCCACGGCAUCUACAGCGUCCAGUUCUCUCCUGACGCCCGGCAGCUGGCCGUGGGCUUCGGUAACGGAGCCGUUCAGGUUCUGAAUGCCAGGACGGGCCAGCUGUUCUCUGACGUGUUCACCGGGCAGCGGACACGCCAGGCAGUGACCUCUCUGAGCUACCACCCUGAAGUCAUCAAUCUACUGGUCACGGCUGGGGCCGACGGCAUCAUCUCCAUCUACAACACGGAGAGCAAGAAACGGCUGGUCAACAUCAGAGAGGAAGACAACGAGAUCAACGCCCUGGAUUUCUGCCUGGACGGCAGUGUGUUUGCCACGGCUGGGAAAGAUCGGAACAUCCGGCUGUACGAUAGCAAAACCAACCAGAUCCUGAAGAUCUUGAAUGCCCCGGACAUCACAACGAGAGACGAACUGAGCCUGAUGAGCGGACACUCACGGAGAAUCUUUGCCCUGUGUUUCCACCCGGAGGAAUAUCACCUGUUUGCGACCGGGGGCUGGGACGACUCCGUCAAGAUCUGGGACAAGCGACUGGAGAAGGAAGCUCUGAAGAUGAUGAACGGCCCCCACAUCUGUGGGCCCAGCCUCGACAUCAAGGGCAGUAAGCUGCUGACGGGUUCCUGGGUGCCCCACGAUGCUCUCCAGCUGUGGGAUUUCCGCAGCCUGAAGCUGGAGAAGCCCAUUCCCUUCCCGGUGGGCUCCGGGCAGAAUGAGUACCUGUAUGCCGCUCGCUUCUGUAACUCCCAGGUCGCGAUCGCGGGGGGCAGCGGGACCACCAGUGCCCACGCCAUCAACUACCAGACCACCCAGGAUCUCGGUGAGAUCGAGUUGGGCGGGAACACAGUGCAGACAGUGGAGAGCGCCUUAGGGGGGCAGCUGGUGGCAGUGGCCGGGAUCGGGGGCAAUCUGCACAUCGCUUCCCUGACGUGA